CCCGGAAAAGCCGGGUCAUGUUGCCGUGGUGUUAAAAACUCACAUGGCAUGGCCACUGCUACGCAUGCAGACAUGGGGGAGAUCGAAAAGGAACCACAUCGCCCGAAAGUCACAGAUGCUAAGGGAAUUCUUAAACAGAACAGAGAAUUCCUCGAUUUCUUCUGGGAUAUCGCAAAGCCCGAACAAGAGACGCGACUGAAAGCAAUCGAAAAUCUUAUUCAGUAUUUGAAAAAGAGCGAAAAGUCGGAUGAGCUGAAGUACACACUGACGAGGUUGGUGGACGGCCUCUCCCACACACGAGAAGCGGCUCGUCCAGGCUUCAGCUUGGCUCUGGCACAGGUUUUAAGUGUGUUUGAAGAGGUCCAACUGGAAACAGCACUUGGAUAUAUCAAGCAAAAACAUGAUCUGCAGAAAGUGAAGAAGAAACUAAUCAGGAAUGCUGCAUUUGGGAACUUCUUCGGUGUGCUGUCACUCUCCCAGUCGGGGCGACUCCCAAAGGAGCCCCCGGUCCUGCUGGAGUGUGUUCAGCUCCUGCAGAGCCUGGCCCUUUACAGAGAACACCUGAAGGACCUGCCCAGGAAAACCAUGGUGGACAUCUUGUCUGAGACUACCGAGGAGGUGUUUGAGGAGGCUCUACUGGGCGCUCUGCAGAGCGAUCUGUCAUCAGCCUUCAGCACCCCAGAGCAGCUGCAGCUCCUCCUGGUGGCCAUGCAGAGGUUCCCUGGUGUUCUCAAGCCUAAGAAACUGAAAAAGCUUCUGGGGACCUCCACUGUCGUCACCGAGGACAACAUCCCAAAGCUGAUUGAGGUGUUAAAGAUGGCCGCCCGCUCCGUGAAGAAAGACCGCUUGCUCCCAGCCGUGGCGCUAGACCUGCUGCAGGUGGCCCUGAAAGAAGAAAGCUUUCAGCUGUUCUGGAGAGAGGUUGUGGUUCACGGGCUGCUGACUGACCAAUCGGGACCCAACAACUACAUGUGCUACCGGCUCCUGGGCAGUGCCCUGCCCCUGUUGUCCCUCCCUCAGCUGCAGCAGGUGCUCACUGGAGAGGUGAUGAGGCAUUACGGGGAACACGUGGUCUCUGCUCAGCUCCCUGACCGUUUCAAGUUCUCCCCGGAGAUGGAGACGUACGUCGGGGACUUCCUGCAGGGCUGCGCAGACCCCGAGAAGCAGCUGGCCGUGAUUCUGGGUUUCACCAAGCUCACCAACCAGGGCUACCCGGUGGUGCCCAGCUUCUGGAGGGUGGUGCAGCACCUGGAGCCGUCCGUGCUGCGGAGCUACGUGGACUGGCUGAAGGGCAUGUUCACCCACCCACAGCUGGAGACCUGCCUGGAUUUCAGCACCCGCCGGCAGCAAGAGAACCAGGAGUCUGGAGUCCAGAACGAGCACUGCGUCUUCCGGCUGCGCAAGUGGAUCAUCCCGCGCCUCACCUCCAUCCUGGAGAACCACCAGGUGAAGAAGGAGGAGGACCUGGUGAUGGACGUGGCCAGAUUUGUGAUCUUCCACACCUUCUUUGUGGCCAAAAAGUCCACCCCUGAUAUCCCGGAGACGCAGAGCAUCCUGUCAGUACCGCUGGAUGAGAAGACCCGUUCAGUCAUAGUCAACCCCUUCUUUGGGCUCCUUCAACACCUAAACCAUCGUCACCCGCAGGGCGAGGCCCCCGAGGCGCCAGCCCAAAACGAGAAGCGCGCUCAGGGCGUGACGGCCGACGGCACGCUGUGGAUCUACCGCCUGGUCCAGUACGCCGACGUCCUGCUGAGGGAGACCAAAUACGUGCAGUGCGCUCAACCGUUCACUCCGCAACAGAAGGAGAGCUGGGAUAGUAUGUUGAGGUCAGUGGAGGCUCUUCAGAAGAAGGCGAAGAAGGCACAGACCGCGGAGACCUCUGCCUUCCAGCAGCUGUUCCUGCUCGUGGGCAUAUACCUCUUCAGGGCAGCAGAGGAAAGUGUGGACUUAAUGCAGGAUCUGCAGAACUGCCUAGAGAAAGCCCAGGUGAAAAAAGCCAAGAAGAAGAAGAAAAAGGCCACAGGUGCGGAGGCGGAGGACGAGGAGCCGCAGUGGGUGGAGGUGAUGGUGGACAUCCUGCUGUCCCUCCUGUCCCAGCCCAGCCGCUUCGUCCGGCAGGUGUGCCGCACGGUGUUCGCCGGCGUCUGCCCCCACGUCACGCCGCGGGCGCUCAACGCCAUCUUAGACGUGCUGGAUCCUCGUAAGGACGAAGAGGAAAGUUCGGUCAUGGUAACAGACGAGAAAGACGAGGGCAAAAAAAGAAAGCGAGACAGGGAGGAAGAGGAUGAAAACGAUGACCAGGAAGAGGAUGACGAGGAGAGCGAGUCAGAUAAAGACCCUGAUGAUGAUGAUGAUGAUGAUGAUGAUGGAGCUUUGGAGGAGGAUGAACAAGAGGACGUGGGGGAUGAAGAGGAGGUGGAUCAGAAUUUUCGCCUGGAGCUGAUGAAGGUUCUGCAGGGUCAGAACGCUUUGGCCACCGAGGGCGACGACAGUGAGGAUGACGAGCUGGACGACGAGUCCAUGAUGAAGCUGGACGGCAGCAUCUCCGCACUCUUCGCCGAGCAGAAGAAGAGGAUCCAGGCCAAGAAGGACGAGAAGGAGAGAUUUCGCAAGGAGAAGAACCUUGUCAGGGACUUUAAGAUCAAGGUGCUGGACCUGGUGGAGGUGUUCCUGUCCAAGCAGCCGGAGAGCCCGCUGGUCCUGGGCAUCAUCGAGCCCCUGCUCAGUGUCAUCGAGAACAGCAUGAGCUCUGACACCAACCAGCAGGAGCAGGACUUCCUCCGCAAGACGGCCGACAUCUUCAGGAAUCAGCUGUGCAGAGCGAAACGUUACUCCAAGAAUGUGUCGGGCAUGGAAGAGGACCUGCAUGACAUGAUGGAGAGGGUGCUGACCAGGGCCCAGACGCUGGCCGACUCCUCCGUCUCCCUCUACUUCUUUAGUGCGGCUCUCUACCUGGUGAAGGUCUUGAGGGGCGGUGUGUCUCCCACUGCUGCAGGGACAGAGGUGGAGGGUGGAGAAGAUUCCUCACCUGCACAACAGGGGGCAGCCAUGGGCAGUGUUGAUGUGGAGAGGGUGACCUCCCUCUUUCAGCGGGCUCUCCGCUCCUUCAUGACCCGCAGGAAGAGUGCGCUGUCGGGGGCCAUGUUCACCGACCUGUUCACCAGAUUCCCAGUAUUGUGUGUCAGGUUGCUGGAUUCUGCAGUAGAAUACAUCACAGAGGGAGUGAGGCAGCAUCAAGAGGGUCAGGCUUGCCUCAUCGUGUUGAGGGGUCUGCAGACAAAGGAGGUGCGGCAGCUCAUGACCAAUGCCCAGUUGGCGGAGCUGUGCCAGAAGACUGUUGGUCAGCUGGCGGAGAGUCUACGCUCCAUCACUGGGUACAAGAUUAAGGUGGUCCAAGAGAAGAUGGUCAGAGCUCUGGAGCUCAGUCAGUUCAUCGUCCGAACCGUUCAGCAGCAGAAGCUGUCGGUGAACCUGGAGCCCCUGAAAGAGGUUUUGCAGCACAUGAACCAGCUGGAGGGCUUCCGAAAGACGGGCCACCUGGAGGACACGUACUGGAGUGUGAUGAAACAUUUUGGGAUCCUCAAGCCAAAAGUGGAGAAGGUUAAGAAGGCUGCGGACGAGCAGGCCCAACAGUCCGCCCCCAAGAAGAAGAAAGGCUUCCUCCCCGAAACCAAGAAGCGCAAAAACCGCAAGAAGCCGGCACCGCUGGAGGGGACGGGGCCCGCGCCGCGGGAGGGGAAGGGGCCCAUGCCUCAGGAGGAGGGCGGCACUGCUGGGGGCGCCACCGCGGGGGGCGCCACCGCGGGGGAACCGGGGAAGAAGAAAAAGAACAAAAACAAGAAGAGGAAGCAGCAGGCUGGCGGGAAAGAACCGGGCCAGGCGCCCCCCAAGAAAGCCAAGACGCAGCCGGCCACCAAACCCAAGAAGAAGAAGAAACAACAGCAAGGAGGCGAUGCUUAAACUACAAAAUGUCGUUCAUGAACAUUGUAUAAAAACCCCCGUGAAGCAGAUGGGCUCCUCUGCCCGUUUUUGUAACUUGUUCUGUGACGUUCUCCUGUAAAACAUUAAACGAUGUACAUAAAUACAUCUGAUGGGACACAAAGCCAAAAACACAUCUAGUUUUUAAAAAAUGAUUUAGCCUUGAUCCUGAUUUUCCCCUGUGUUGAGUUUGCAGUCUUGUCAAAGGAAUCUUUGUUUUUUGUUUUUUAAUCUGCAGGUUGUACACUAACAACCCCUUUGUACAAGAAGAUGGUUUUAAAUGAAAACACAUUUUAUUGUGCACUUUGUCUUUGUUUAUUUGAGACAUUUAACAAACGAUUAUAGAUUACAUUUCCACAAGGCGGCAUGAAAAGCUCCAACGGAAAUGAACUCUGCCGACUGUAUAUUCUAAUCGUGCGUUUCAUUGGUCAAAAAGAAACCGUAAAAGUCUGCAGACUUCAAAUGAGCUGGCUGGUUUUAUUUGAAGUUAGCUAGCUGGCUGCUGCUUCUGUGUUGGCAAGCUAGUAUGUGUAAUUGCAUGAGGCUCAUUUGAAUAAUUGGACAACAAAUACAAGGGGUAAAUGAUGGCAAUGAAACGGUUAUGAUUUGUUCGUAUUUAUGGUUUUUGGCUAUGUGAUGCUUAACCAAUGAAAAGAGAUGGUCAUGGAAACUAUGCCAGUGACCUAAAUUUGAGGUGUCUUUUGGCAAUCGUGGUAGGCUUGAUUAUCUGAACUGUUGCCCUGGAGAACAGAUACACCUAGUUCAACGUUAACAUUUUCAGUUAUUCAUGAGGGCAGAAUAAUUCAUAAUGAUGAGAAAAAGCCAUUAGGGUUUGUACUGUAUUUUACUGACUUCUGCUCUUAUUUAGUUGAAUAGCUUGACUGUCUAGAGAGAUGUACUGUACCUGUACAUAGCAUUUCUCAUUAAAAUAUCCACUAAAUUUA
This is a messenger RNA of Conger conger (European conger), 4922 nucleotides long. It is a transcript of the gene mybbp1a, whose product is annotated as MYB binding protein (P160) 1a. Gene Ontology annotation, molecular function: sequence-specific DNA binding; transcription corepressor activity; transcription factor binding. Gene Ontology annotation, biological process: regulation of DNA-templated transcription. Gene Ontology annotation, cellular component: nucleolus. Bases 49 to 3960 code for a protein of 1303 amino acids. The record is from RefSeq and is a predicted model, not a curated record. The transcript is spliced from 27 exons. NCBI's taxonomy places the organism in Eukaryota, Metazoa, Chordata, Actinopteri, Anguilliformes, Congridae.